Drosophila willistoni is the source of this 2382-nucleotide messenger RNA. RefSeq names its product RING finger and CHY zinc finger domain-containing protein 1 (gene Rchy1). Lineage: Eukaryota; Metazoa; Arthropoda; Insecta; Diptera; Drosophilidae. Gene Ontology annotation, cellular component: nucleus. Gene Ontology annotation, molecular function: zinc ion binding; ubiquitin protein ligase activity. Gene Ontology annotation, biological process: protein ubiquitination; ubiquitin-dependent protein catabolic process. The record is from RefSeq and is a predicted model, not a curated record. Bases 594 to 2006 code for a protein of 470 amino acids. The transcript has 6 exons.
UUAUCACAAUAUCACCAAGACGAGAAAGACAAUGUUUAUAGCGUAGCGACCAGCCGAAUUGCUUGCCGAUCAGCUGGAGAGAAAGUUGUUGCCUGAAACAAGCAAGAGACGAGAGCGUUUGCCAGCAACAAGUGACGACAUGUGUGAUCGCGCUCCUCAGUUCAAAAUUUCAACUCGUGGCGGAUGCUCGCGACGGCGGAAUAAUGGCGAUGGGAUUGUGAAUUUCGUUCGUUGUUGUUGAGCCGCUCUAUUAAUUUAAUUGACAAUUGCUGCUGCUGAUCUUUGCGACGUAACAUCUCUUCAAAAGAAUGUUUUCUUCUAAAGAAUCGCGUAUUUAUGUAUAUAUGUAGAUAUUCGUAUUUACCAAACUCGAUUACACCUUAUAAAUAAAAAUUAAAGAGACAAAGAUAAAUACAACGAAAUCGACGAGAGAAAUAAAGAAGUUCUGUCGAAGCGGGCUUGAAUGUCGUAAAACUAAUUUAUUUCAAUGCCGAAUUAAAGAAAUAACUCCAUUGCUCUCUGCUGCAACCCACAAAAUCGGAGAAACAAAUUGAGAUAGAGAGAGAGACGGAAGAAGAGAGUGCAGUAACAAAAUGAAGAAUCGACAACGGCAGCGGCGAAUAUCGCUAAAUGAAAACUACCACAACGGCAACAAACACUUGAGCAACAGCUACAACAAUAAUAACAACAACAACAUUGAUAUACAAAUUUUUACCAAUACAAAAGAACCCAAUCAAGUCAAUUUAAAUUCAUAUUUGGCGUCAGCAACAGUGACAACGACAAUAGCAACAACGACCUCGUCGGAGGGUCACAAUCCGUGUCCGAUAUCAGCAUCUCCAGCUACAGAUACAGCCACUGAGAUACCACAGGAAAAACAUCUAAAGCAACAACAACAACAAGAGACAUAUAUUAUUAUGUCGCCCACUAUAGCGGCACAUUCUUCCUCCUCCAUAUCAUCCAUCGCCACUUACUACUCGUCGGCCAAAUUACGAAAAUCGCACUCCACACCGAUUCUUCAAUACUGCGACGGCAGCAAUGUUGGGCAACAAGCCCCGGAUUCAAAAAAACUAAAUGCCAGUUGUGGCUUAACUUCCACCCAUCAGCAGCUUAAGGUGCAACAACAGCACCAGCUCCAUCAUGAUCAAUUUUCACGGUUCAUCGGGAACGAGACUGGCAACAGCGUCAACUGCAAUAACAAUUCCGAUUCCAAUAAUAUAGCAAAUGCGACACCAGAGUCAUUGCGCUUCGGAUGCACACAUUAUAAACGUCGAGCCAUGUUUGUGACGCCCUGCUGUAGUAAAUUCUACAAGUGCCGUUUUUGCCACGAUGAAAAUGAAACGUCGCAUCAUUUUGAUCGCAAGACGCUCACAGAACUAAUUUGUUCGGAGUGCAACACACGACAAAAAGUCCAGGAGCAGUGCGAAAAGUGUGGAGUACGCUUUGGAAAAUACACUUGCCUCAUUUGCAAUCUAUUCGACGAUGCGGAUAAGCAGCAAUUUCAUUGUCAUGGAUGCGGCAUCUGCCGCAUUGGCGGAGCUGACAAUUUCUUUCAUUGCGAAGUUUGCAACAUGUGUCUGCCGAUACAGUUAAAGAUUGAUGGUCACAGGUGCGUUGAGAACAUUUCACGGUCUAAUUGUCCUGUAUGUUUAGGCGACAUUCAUACUUCCCGCAUUCCAUGCCAUAUUCCCGACUGCGGCCAUUUGCUCCACAAGUUGUGCUUUGAUCAAUUGUUAGCAUCUGGUCACUAUACCUGCCCCACGUGUCAGACCUCACUGAUCGAUAUGACGGCACUUUGGGAGUAUUUGGAUGCCCAGGCCUUGCGCAUGCCCGUGUCGCUAAAAUACGAGAACCAGCGUGUGCACAUUUUCUGCAACGAUUGUCACAAGACGUCCAAAACGAAAUUCCACUUCAUCGGCCUUAAGUGCGCACACUGCGGCGCCUACAAUACCACGCAGGAUGUAAAGCGUCGACUAUCUCUGGUUACCGAUGAGCCUUCCUCGGCAUGACACUCGCUUCUCCUCUAUCCGCUUAACAGAAAAUCUCUUGCCAUGCUCCCGCACAUGAUGAAACUAAAUUUUUAAAACUGAAGUCGAAACGUAUUGAAUUUAGACCAAAUUCGAGCUGGUAUCGAAUAUGCAUAUAUAAAAUUAGACACAAAAGGCUCUUUAAAGCAUUAGAGAGUAUUUAACAUUGGUAAAUUCUUAUUAGUAAGCCGUAUGUUAUUACCUUUAAAAGAAACAAAACAUUGUCCUCGAAUUUGAAUAUAGAUUUCUUGCAUCGUUAUUGUUAGGAAUUUCGAAUUUUCUAUUAAAAUUUGUACAAUUUCAUCCAAGUAUAUUUGGCAUUUAAAACGCCUAUCUAAAUAAAUCUGUCUUACAUUAG